This is a messenger RNA of Notodromas monacha, 1696 nucleotides long. NCBI's taxonomy places the organism in Eukaryota, Metazoa, Arthropoda, Ostracoda, Podocopida, Cyprididae. The record is from the annotation of a GenBank genome assembly.
GUUAUUUUCUCUUUUAGGAUUGUUUCCAUAAUUAUCCUUCUUUUCUUUUCUUUACCAAUAAAGAAAUGUCCAAAUGAUGAAGUUUGGCCAUCCUGGGUCUUAUAUUGAUUAUAUAUAAAUUUGCUGUGUUAACUUGCACACAUGGUCCCUGAGAAAGGAAUGGACCAUGGCUAUUAAUCAACCCUUAUACAAUCCAUCACAAUGAAUUUUACAAUAAAUAUACAAGUGUUGUUUGAAUGAUCCCCCCAGUGCUUUAGUGGUCAAGGAACAUCAGAGAAGACCCAGUGGCAUGCAUGAGUCAUCUGAGAGUUUGCCUCUGGUCAUCCCAAUUCAAGAAACACCAUGUGGAGAGGAAUCAAACCAGUCUUUGGUUGACAAAAAUCUAACAAAAUCCCGUGACCUUGAAAAUGAAUCUUUGAGGAAUGUAUCAUCUUCAGUGGAACAAGAGGCAACAAAAUCCCAGGAACUUGAAGAUGAAUCCAUCAGGAAUGAAUCAUCGUCAGUGGAACAAGAGGCAACACAAUCCCAGGAACUUGAAAAUGAAUCCAUCAGGAAUGAAUCAUCGUCAGUGGAACAAGAGGCAACACAAUCCCAGGAACUUGAAAAUGAAUCCAUCAGGAAUGAAUCAUCGUCAGUGGAACAAGAGGCAACACAAUCCCAGGAACUUGAAAAUGAAUCCAUCAGGAAUGAAUCAUCGUCAGUGGAACAAGAGGCAACACAAUCCCAGGGAAAUGGCUCGAAGGAAAGUAUAUCUUCGCGAGUAGAACUCAUCCAUAUUAAAAAUCUUGUGGCCUUGUGCAAAAAUCCGCGACAAUGCUUAGUUAAAUUGGAAAUGCUGUGGGGCGGUCAGAGAACUCAUUCUGAAUCUGAAGAUCGGUGCCUGACGUUUUUCUCCACUCCUGUCGACAGCAGGAAUAAGAAACAGAAACUUAUAGUUAUGGAAAUUAAGAAACAAAUUGAGGCUAGGUUUGAAUCUGUUCAAGCGCAAAUCUACCAUUCCCCUUAUUUGAAACCAUGGGAGAAGGAUUCUCAUCGUCAAGAUGCCUUCCAAAGGAUGACUGAAGAAAUAAAUCGAGUUUCUAAUCGUCAUGAUGAAUUCCGUUUCUUCUUGAGCGACAAGAUGUCCAAUAAAAUCGUAUCUCUGGUCCUCGACUUUCAUGGUGGCUAUGAGUUGGAUGAGGUAUCGCAGUUUUAUUAUGCAGCAGUGACAUACCGACUGAGCAAGUUGAAGAUUAAAAACAGUUGCCGGACACUUUCCAUGGAUCCGGACACCUUUACCAUCAGCCGGCAAUGCUCGCGUCCGAAAGUUUCUGUGAUAUGCGCGAAAGCUCGUGCGACUGUAGAUGAACUUCCUGCAGUUCUUACGCCACCAACGUGUUCGGAAAUCUCCCUUGCGCAACGCGUGAAUCAGUAUCAGUCACAUCAUGAGAGCAGUUGCCACGCGUUGAUCGUGUUCAUACUCGUACAGUAUUCGUCCGAUGAUCAAAAGACUUGCGUGUGUUAUGCAGUGGACUGUUGCGUCAGUCAUGCUGUGCCACGUGUUCCUGCCCAGGAUAAGAGGGCGACGCAUGCUUCGGCAUUUUUAAAUCGGUACUUCGUUGGAGUAGCCAGGGUUGCAGUGGCUCCGGGUGGAACUGGUGUGGGAAAGCAGCGCCGUGUUGCAGACCCGGGUCUCGUCUCUUGCUUAGCAACCGUG